AUGGACUUAGUACGACCCAAAGCGUCGAAAGCAUCGUUUAAAAGUCGCACGUUGCAAUUUGGUCGUAUUGACGAUUGUUACCCGAGUCCGAACACAUACACGUUGCCAUUGUCAGACGUAUAUCGGCGGUCGAAAAAACCGACAUACGUCAAGAAAAUCUCACCGCGAUUUAAAGUGGUUUCUGAGGCUGUACCGGCACCGAAUACCUAUUCUUUACCAUCGACCGCCAAUUACAAGUACGGACAGACGGUACAUUCGACCAUACAACAGAGACGUCCUGAGGACAUUGAAUGUCUUGCGCCGGCUCCCAACAGGUACUACCUACCCAAAAAUAAUGGUCCAGCCAAGACAUUUGGUCAGAAAGACGGUCACAAGCGAGCCGUUUACCUGACCGUCGAUGAUCUUUGGCAAUGA
Molecule: messenger RNA, 414 nt
Organism: Rhopalosiphum padi (bird cherry-oat aphid)
Lineage: Eukaryota; Metazoa; Arthropoda; Insecta; Hemiptera; Aphididae
Exons: 2
Coding region: 1-414 (137 amino acids)
Source: RefSeq, a predicted model, not a curated record